GGUCCGCCCCUCCUGGAGAGGAGGGCCAAUGGGGGCUCAGUCCACGUCGCCCUUUAGCAUGGAUGCAUAAUCCUCCGAGCCCGGCACUGGGAAGCACCCGAAAGGCGAGGCGGACCCGAAAGGGCUCCCUGGGGCGCGUGGACAGUCAAUCAUAAACUCAGCAAGUCAUUGGUUUGUGCAAGCAGCUCUGUUGCUAUUUUAUGAAGUCUAGAACUGUACUUUGUGCUCCACAAGGCCAGCAGCCGAUAAAAUAAUUUGUGUUGUUUCUCUCUCCUGCUUGUCUGCCUGGGACUCUACUGUGACGGUUAAAGUGAAGACAGUAUAUAAGCCUUUGCCACGGGUGAGAAGCCAUUAAACCGAAGCUGUUCAUUUCCAAGGAAGGCAGAACUCCUUGAGCUACUUGAGAAUCAUUAUGUUGCUUGAAAUACUGUUGGCUGUGGUCUUGGGGGCCAUUAUUUAUCUGAUGCUGAUUAAGAAGAAUGAGGAAACCCCAGCUGAGAUGGGAGAUGGAUGGUGGAGCAAAGGAUUGAAACCUGAUUCGGAAGAAGAUGCCACUAUACGUCCUUUCAAGGUGGAAACUUCGGAGGCUGAUAUCAAUUACUUACACAGAAGGCUUGAAGAAGUGAGAUACACUGAGCCGUUAGAGGACAGCUGCUUUCAUUAUGGGUUUAAUGUGACUUAUCUUAAGAAGAUUGUCUCUUAUUGGAGAAACCAGUUCGACUGGAAAAAGCAAGUGGAAGUUCUUAACAAAUUCCCACAAUUCAAAACGAAGAUUGAAGGAAUUGAUGUCCAUUUUCUUCAUGUGAAACCUUCACAGUUGGGUGAAGGCCAGUCUGCAAAGCCAUUGCUGUUGGUUCAUGGUUGGCCUGGAUCCGUCUAUGAGUUUUACAAAAUCAUCCCUCUUUUGACAGACCCUGCGAGACAUGGCCUGAAUAGCAAUCUUGUUUUUGAAGUAAUUUGCCCUUCCAUCCCUGGUUAUGGCUUUUCAGAGGCACCUCACAAAAAAGGCUUUAAUUCGGUGUGUGCUGCCCAUGUUUUCUCUAAACUGAUGCUCAGACUAGGUUUCCAUGAGUACUAUAUUCAAGGAGGGGACUGGGGCUCAGCAAUAUGUACCAAUUUGGCUCAGAUAGCGCCUAGCCAUGUGAAAGGCCUUCACAUAAAUAUGCCAUUUGUGAAUUCCAUGGGAAUUAAGGAAUUUCUGUCCAUUCUGCUGGGACCAUAUUUCCCAAGACUGUUUGGUUUCCAGCCGGAGGAUAUCCGUGGGAUGUUUCCUUUCAAAACAAAAAUAUUAAAAACACUUCUGAUGGAGAGUGGUUAUUUUCACCUACAAUCUACAAAGCCUGACACUGCAGGCUGUGCCUUGAAUGACUCUCCUGUAGGACUGGCUGCUUACAUCUUGGAGAAGUUUUCUACAUGGACUGAUAUCAGCUUUCAGCAUCUGGAAGAUGGAGGACUAGAAAAGAAGUUUACUCUGGAUGACCUUCUCACAAAUGUCAUGAUCUACUGGGUUUCCGGAUGUAUGGUUUCUUCAAUGCGCUUUUACAAAGAGAAUGUGGGGAUGCUCUUCACUAAAAAUAAAUAUGCAGAGUUGCCUGUGAAAGUUCCUACAGGAAUUGCUCUGUUUCCACAUGAAGUUACAUACUUUCCUCGGUCUUGGGUUGAAAAAAUGCAUGUCAAUAUCAUUUCAUUCAACCAUAUGCCCAGAGGUGGUCAUUUUGCAGCUUUUGAAGAACCAGAGCUCCUUGCUGCAGACAUUCAGCAGUUUGUGGAGAAAGUUGAAAAGGGGAACACUUCAAAAUGAAGAAUAACUCGUUUAAAGUGUAGACUGUUGAAAUACAAGCUUAUAUUCACCUCACCUUGCACACUAUUAUAAUUGAGAUUAGAAAUGAGAAAACCCUCUUGCAUUUAGAGUGAUUACCUCUAUAGCCCUAAAGUAAUAUUUUUAUAGCUCUGUCUCUUAUCCUGCAAUGACAGAAGAAAAAAAUGACUCAAUUCUUUCAAAUUGACUUCAUAAUGAUCUAGAAGAGCACAAUAGCGGAGACUAAAUUGUGAAUGAAGAAGUCCCUGCUUUUAGCUUUUAUUAUUUCGCCGUCAACAUAGUACUUUGCAGAGAUGGGGUGGGGAGUCUAUGAAUUCUGCCUCCGAGCAGCCCCAACCACCAAGACCAAUGGCCAGUGAUGAUGGAGACUGGAAUUCAACAUCAAGUGGGCCACAGGUUGUCCAUUUGUCUUAUAAAGAAUGAGAAGGCUACUUUCUGCCAUCAUCAGUGGCAUUACAAACUAGAAACAGAUACAAGAGAAGGGAAGGUAAAUCUCCAUCCUGGAACUCAACAGGUCACUUUAAAGCAACUGUUUUUUCAACCCCAGCUGAACUAACUAAGGUUUGAGGGAUGCUCACUUACCUAAUGUGUGUAUAUAAUGAUUACUAAGCUUUUCUAUAAAUAGCUUAUUGGGUACAUUAGGACAUGAAGCAAUCAUCUAGAAAAACUGAUUUGCUUAGUCUGUUCCUCAGCCAUGUGUCAGGUAAUAGACAAAGAAUCAGUUUCUGUUGUGAUUGUUUCAUUUUUAAGGGGAAAAUGAGUUAAAAUUCUAGAAUCUUAAGAACCAUAAAAAUUGGAAAGAACCACAUGGGCCAUCAAGUCUGACCACUGCUAUAUGCAGGAUCUCCAGUUGAAGCAUCUGCAGCAGAUAGCUGUCCAUGGUCUUUUGAAGAUGUCCUGAGAAGGAGGCCCUAUCGCUGGUUUCCUUCCUGAACAUCUUACUGUCAGUUCAUCAUCACUCAUCCAGCCAUGAUCCAUCAUAAAAUGGGAAGGAUCUGCAAACAGGAGAGCUUUCGCUAACAUUCUGAGGGCUGCCAUAUCACAUAACAAUAACAGCUCCUGAGCAGCCCUUUUGUGAAGUAGUUUAGGAUUUCACUGUGAAUGAACAAUUGUGAAAUAUUUUCUCUUAAAUCUGUUAUAAGAAUGAACUUUCUGCUUAAUAACCCAUAAGCCACAGCAUGCAGCUAGCAGCUGAAAAAUUACAAAUGUGAGUACAACUUUCACAUUUGCCCUUUGUUUUAUUGAAUGCAUAGAAUUCCUUUGUAAAACAAUUUAUGGGCAGCAUUUAUAGGAACAAGUACUCAUAGCCUACCCAGCCCCAUCUCUGGGGCCUACAUUUAACUUUAAAAAUCAUAGUAAGCAACCUUUUGGAAUGUACAGAUCUGUAUAUUUCAUUAUUCUAAAUGAAAUAAAUUAUACAUUAAAAGAUAAA
Anolis carolinensis (green anole) is the source of this 3251-nucleotide messenger RNA. RefSeq names its product epoxide hydrolase 1 (gene ephx1). Gene Ontology annotation, molecular function: epoxide hydrolase activity. The transcript is spliced from 11 exons. The coding region runs from base 413 to 1801 and encodes 462 amino acids. The record is from RefSeq and is a predicted model, not a curated record. NCBI's taxonomy places the organism in Eukaryota, Metazoa, Chordata, Lepidosauria, Squamata, Anolidae. Gene Ontology annotation, biological process: epoxide metabolic process.